GGGGGCUUGUCUCCAUCAGACAGACGAUUGUUGUGUUCGGAAACGGAAAGACGCAGCGGAUUUUGUCGACGUUUCUCAAUAAUUUGUCCGGAUUCUAAAGGCUUGCUCACGCUUUCAUUGUUCAACUGAUCGGUCGCUUGGACAACGGCGACUUGAUCCACCGCGAAAAAAAACCGUGUUUUUUUUUUUGUGCUAUUAGGUCGAAAGUGAUGCAGCUGCAGACGGACCCCGACGGGCGCAAACAGUCACUCGAUUUAAUCUCAUCGCAUUUAAUCGGAAAGAGUAGUUUUUCUAUAAACCGAAAGUGCCUCAGAGCGGCGCAUUCUCGACCGAGUGCUUGUAACAGAUUCUUGAACGCGCACUAAUUCCUCGGUUGUAAACGGACAACAACACAAGGAAAACGAAGCUUGGAGGUGACCGGAGCGGCGAACUCCAGCAAAAAUAAGAAUAAAAAAAGAGCCGAGAAGACUGCAGACUGAGACAAGCGACUUUUUUGGAACAUCUACUUGGCUUUCGCGUCGAGGAAUAUCGACUUGAAGGCGAUGAAGUUGCUGGAAAACUCGAGUUUUGAAGCACUCAGCUCACGGCUGUGUGCUGAAACAGGAGAGUCUCGUAUCCUUGGCAGGAUCGAGAGCUACUCAUGCAAGAUGGCAGGCGACGAUAAGCAUAUGUUCAAGCAGUUUUGCCAGGAAGGCCAGCCGCACGUCCUGGAGGCUCUGUCCCCGCCGCAGUCUGCCAGCGCCGCCAGUCCCGAUCUGCUGGCUAAGAGCGCCGAGGACGCGGAGAACCCUCUGAGUGACAAGUGCUGCAGGAAGACUAUCUUCUACCUUAUCACCACGCUUAACGAGUCCUUCAGGCCGGACUAUGACUUCAGUGCGGCGCGGGCGCAUGAGUUCAGCAGGGAGCCAAGUCUCAACUGGGUGGCCAACGCUGUCAACAGCAGCUUGUUCUCUGCUGUCGGGGAAGGAUUUAACUCUCUGGGACCUGAGCUGUGGAGUGCCAUCGACCAAGAGAUCAACCUGCCAGCCUGCGACAUCUACAGCUACAAUCCUGAUCUGGAUUCUGAUCCUUUCGGGGAGGAGGGCAGCCUGUGGUCCUUCAACUACUUCUUCUACAACAAAAAGCUCAAGAGGAUAGUUUUCCUCACGUGCCGCUACGUCAGUGUCCUUAGCGGCUAUGGUGGUGACGGCCUGGACAACGACGAGUUGGACAUGGAGCUGGACGACCAGGACGACGAAGAGGAGGAGCUGGAGGGCUUCACAGAGGACAGGUGUCCCAGAGUCGUGUGCGCGUGAGUCUUCACUGUCCAGUUAUCGUUGUGUUUUUCACGCAAAGCAGUUCUCACGCUUUUCUAGGAUUAUAUGCAUGUUAAGAGUUUUUUUCUAACAAAUGUUGAGACGAGGUAAAUUGCAAAGAAAGUCAACAACAAAAAGGAGGCAGUUUCCUGGGCUGGAACUUGUGUUACUGUUUUGAAGUAUGAACGUUUCUCUCCGCUUAGAUUAACGAAGCGCGUUUUACCGCAGCUUUUCCGUCAGAUGUUCUUUUUUGUGUGUCCUAAAUAUUCCUUUUUUUUUCUAUAUUUGUGUGCACCUGAUUUCCAUGCACUUGUGUAUAGAGUGAAACUAAGCUACAUAAUGACUGUAUCUGUGCUUACUUUUCUGUGUUCUAAUAUAUUACUGAUGUGAAUAAACACCUUUUUUAUGAGUGUCA
Syngnathus typhle (broad-nosed pipefish) is the source of this 1710-nucleotide messenger RNA. RefSeq names its product MAF1 homolog, negative regulator of RNA polymerase III b (gene maf1b). NCBI's taxonomy places the organism in Eukaryota, Metazoa, Chordata, Actinopteri, Syngnathiformes, Syngnathidae. Gene Ontology annotation, molecular function: RNA polymerase III core binding. Gene Ontology annotation, biological process: negative regulation of transcription by RNA polymerase III. Bases 543 to 1295 code for a protein of 250 amino acids. The transcript has 8 exons. Gene Ontology annotation, cellular component: nucleus. The record is from RefSeq and is a predicted model, not a curated record.